Messenger RNA from Benincasa hispida (wax gourd), 2009 nucleotides. RefSeq names its product chromosome-associated kinesin-like protein. Gene Ontology annotation, molecular function: microtubule motor activity. Gene Ontology annotation, biological process: spindle elongation; microtubule-based movement; mitotic spindle organization. NCBI's taxonomy places the organism in Eukaryota, Viridiplantae, Streptophyta, Magnoliopsida, Cucurbitales, Cucurbitaceae. The record is from RefSeq and is a predicted model, not a curated record. Gene Ontology annotation, cellular component: microtubule associated complex.
UAAAAAGAUCAGUGAAAGCAAAAAAUCAAAAUCUUUCAAAUCCCUCUUUCACCUCACAACGGACAACUCUGUGUCCGCACUCCGCUGCUAGCGAGGUGAGUGGCCGAUUAGGGCUUUCAGUUUCUAUUUCUUACCGAUCCAUUGCCUCAAAUAACCUGCCGGCGGCUGAAAAUGAGGAAAACAACCCGUCAAUCGAAGCAUUCCGGCGAAGCCGAUGUCUCGUCAUCCUCAGUCACAUCGGCUACGGACAGUAAAGACUACGAAAAGAGAAUUCGCGAGCUCACGCGUGAAAAUGAAGCGUUUCAGAAGGAAAUUAAGGAUCUAAAAGACAAACUAGAAGUCGCUACAUCAAGUGCUGCAAAUAGUGCUAAAAAGAUCAGAGAAGGUUAUAUUCAGAAGUUGGAUGUCCUUGAAGAUCAGGUUACAGAACUGAAGAAGAAACUAGAUGUUCAAUCUCAGCUUUCAACCAGAAGGCAAAGAGGCGAUGAAGCAACGAAACACUCAGAUCUUGAGAUCAUGAGUUUGAAGGCACAGAAGGUUCAACUGCAAUGUAAGAUGAAGCUAGAGUCUGUGCAGUUCAGAUUAUAUAAAGGUUCAUUGGAAAAGGAAAUACUUCAGCUUAAGAGAGAAAACAGAAGAAAUGAGCAUGAGAUGAAUAAGCUCAUAACUUCAAACCAGAGACUGAAGAUGGUUUUGCAACGGAAGACCGAGGAAGCUUCUGAAGUUAUGAAAAGGAUGCGAAACCUAUUGGAAUCUAGAAGGACUUCUGCACAAAGAAGAGCAGGUGGAGGUGCUAAACAUAGAAACAUUACUUCUACGCAGUAUGUUGAGAAUGAAUUUGAAGUCACAGCGAGGUUACAUGAGUUAUGUUCCCAGUAUGAGCAUCAAAUAGAAGAGAAGGAUAAGGAGAUUGCUAAACUUCAGGAAGAAGCAGAUGUGCUGAAGCAAGAAAGAUCAGGGUACCCAUCACAGGAGACUGAUGUCAACAUAUUGGAGAACAAUCAAGAUAUGAACGAACUAAAGGAACAAAUGGUGGUAUUGAGUAGUUUGUUUAACCAAAUGCAAAUUCAGAAGGUCAACAAGACUCACAAGGAUACAUCAAAGGACGAUUCCGCUCAAACCUCUGCUAGCGUUGGCAGUAAUAAUCUAUUCGAGCAAUUCGAUACAGCUGGAGAAGAUCAGCAAGGGUUCGACGUUGUGACAAAGAGAACUGCAAAGGCAGAAUGCUGCUCUUGCAGUAAGAAGUCACUGUGCAAGACAACGAAGUGCAAAUGCCGAUCAACUGGAAGAAGCUGUGGCACAUUAUGUGGCUGUGCGCUUGGAAAGUGCACCAAUAGGAGCAAUAGAGAUGAGAAACCGGGUGAGAUGAUUAACGUAUUUGGGCCACCAAUGAAGCCUUUAUCUGACAUAAAAAAUGUUUUGACCACUCAGAUAUAAUGUAACAAGCCAAAGACUCAAAGGCGUGGGGAGGCUACAUUUCCAGUUUCUUGCUGUUGAUUCGUCCAUCCACCUUCUCUCUGUUAAGUAUACAAAACUAAAACGACAAAAGAACUGCACAGAAGACCGUUCUUUUCUGAAGUUGCACCAAUAGAAAAUGAGAAAAUUCUUCUCAUCUCAAAGUUUGGUGCUAAUUCUAAAAAAUGAGUACUGAUUUUCAUCGUCUUAGAUUGACGAAACGAUACCAUUUGCUUUGAUGCAAAAUGCUGCAUGAUGAUAAAUCUUUUAGAGUUGAUUUUUUCUUUUUUCUUAACCCUCAAGGUUGGUCGAUUCUUUUGGUUUUUCUUUUUUCUUAACCCUCAAGGUUGGUCGAUUCUUUUGGUUUCCUCAAUUGAUACGAGAAAGGCUGUAUCUAGUCCUAUCAACUUGUUUAAAUUUUAAUCUGUAAUGCUACAGGGGAGGCGGGAAUUUGGUCAGGGUGCAGCACUUUUGCUUGAAUAAAAAUUUGCUGUUUAUUAACCCCUAAAAUACAUUUUCAUUUAUUAUAUGAUUUCCCAUCCAAAUUUGUAUUU